Drosophila busckii is the source of this 1925-nucleotide messenger RNA. Its product is annotated as pyridoxal phosphate phosphatase PHOSPHO2. The record is from RefSeq and is a predicted model, not a curated record. The transcript has a single exon. Bases 632 to 1588 code for a protein of 318 amino acids. Gene Ontology annotation, molecular function: phosphatase activity. Lineage: Eukaryota; Metazoa; Arthropoda; Insecta; Diptera; Drosophilidae.
ACCAGUGUAUAGUAAAAUUACAUGAAACAAGAAAUCAGCAACUAUUAUCCAUCGCAAAAGCGCCAGUAUUUUAGUCGUAAUCGAACAAUAGUGGCGGCUUGUAAAUAUCUAAAUGUAACCAAAAGCUAAGCACGAAAUUGUACAGGACUUUGCACUAAUUAAAUGGUUUUAUUGGUUUAAGACUGACUCAGAUUGUUAAAAAGUUUCACAAACAACAAUUUCAACAUUCCGAAUUGCUUAAUAAUAAAAUACGUGGAAAAAAUUCUACAGUUUAAACCACAGCAAAGUCUGCCCUUAUUAUCCUUGGUGGACGCCAGAAAAGAGUAGGAAAAAAUACGAAAACAAGGGAAAAUACUGCUGGAUAUACUAGGGUUACUUAGAUCGAGCCGUCUGAAUAAGAAUUGGCUUAAAUUCAAAUAGGACAUAUUUAUUUAUAGUUUCUUUAUAAGUUGAUUUAUGCUCAUUGUGUGACCAUGAAAAAAUAUUCGAUUGCAAUAGCUCCGUUGCUAUCGAUUGUGUCCUGAACCCCCUGUAAAUGCCAAAGUUUACGCGCAUCUUGUCAAUACGUCGUAGAUAAUCAAUGAUAGACAAAAAAAAUUAUUAGAAAAAUUUAAUAGUUAAGGUGCCGAAAAUGUCGUCGUCAUCAUCAGCUGCUGCUACGGUCUCCGCCGAAGUAGCAGCCAACUGUGGACUUGGCAAGCAACAGCGUCGUCGCCUGGCCGCUUUUGAUUUUGACCAUACAAUUGUGUCGCAAAAUACGGACACUGUGGUGAGGGAUCUGCUGCCCACCGAGCUAAUUACAUCGAAUGCACUCAACAGGCUGGAAAAUGAUAGCUGGACCGAGUACAUGGCUGAGGUUUUUCGUAUGUUACAUGCGCAACAAGUCACUGAGGCGCGCAUAAGGGACACUAUACGUGGCAUACCGGAGGUGCCAGGGUUUGUGCGUCUAAUCAAGCAUCUGCACAAGAAGCUCAAUUUUGAUUUGAUCAUCAUAAGCGACUCCAAUAGCGUUUUUAUUGAUGAAUGGGUACGUGCCCAUAAUUUGUCCGAUUGUUUCCAGGCCAUCUUCACCAAUCCAGCUGAAUUUGAUGAGAAUGGUCUGUUGCUAGUGCGUCCGCAUCAUCAGCAGACAGACUGCAAGUUGAGCGCCAGCAAUUUGUGCAAGGGCCGCGUUCUGGAGCAUUUUGUAAUCGAGCAGGAUUUGCGCCACAACAUACGCUAUGAUCAUGUCUUUUAUGUGGGCGAUGGCAACAAUGAUAUUUGUCCCGUUCUGCGCCAGCGUGCCUGCGACUUUGCUUGCGCACGCCAAGGCUUUGCCAUGGAGAAGCAUUUGAUUAAAAAUCGCAACAAAUUGAAGUUGCGUGCCAAUUUGUUAAUUUGGCGCAACGGUUUCGAAUUGCUGGAACAAAUGAGCGCCUUGCCACAGCUCCAGCUGCAGCAACAGCUCAAAUUGUCAAUGCCAACCGUCCCAGGAGGCGCGACUGUUGAGUCUCAGUCGCAAUCAUUGGCCUUGAAUAACGCCGAUUGCAAGGCUGAAAUGGCUCGUCGUGCAUCUGCCGCAGCUGGUCCCACACAGUCGCCGCAAUAAACCAACACUUUUUGCAGAUUGUUGACUUAUCUGUGCAUAUCACUAUGCAUUUGCACAAUAUGCAACAACAAAUCAUUUUUUGGCAUUUUCUUUGCAAGGGUCGCUCGCCAUUGAAGGGCGUGUAAGUCGAGGCCUUGAUUAUGAACAAAAUAUGUUCAAUAAUUACUUGUUUGGAUCAUGGAUAACGAAUAUAUCCAUUAAUUUGUACAACACACACUCAUACUUCCACACUCUUUCAAAGACGUAUGGUGAUGCUGUUAAUACUUACAGAAUAAUUUAUAUGCAUAUAUAUAUACAUAUGUAUCUGUUUUGCAUAUUUUAUGCUCGCAGCUGUUGC